Molecule: messenger RNA, 837 nt
Organism: Closterium sp. Naga37s-1
Lineage: Eukaryota; Viridiplantae; Streptophyta; Zygnematophyceae; Desmidiales; Closteriaceae
Source: the annotation of a GenBank genome assembly
AUGAUCUCCCUAACCAACUCCUACAUCAACUCCUGCACGCGAGGCCCCAGCACCUGCAGCCCUGCCAUGCCGCCCGCCCCUUGUGUGCCGCCCAACCCUCCUGCUCCUCUUGCCCCUGCUGCCGCCCCAGUUUCCCCUACUCCCCCUCCCACCCCUCCCACACCUUGUACUCUCCUCCCUUCUCCUGCUGUGUCUGCUGCUACUGUACCUGCUACUGCCGUUCCACACCAACUCCACCACCUCCUGCCACACCCCCACCGUCUGCCACACCUCCACCUCCUGCCACCUCUCCCACUGCCCCCGUUUGCCCCAUCGUCCCCAAUCCCCUCGAACCAAUUCCCGUUUCCCCCAUCCGUGUUCCCCCAUUAUCGUUCCCACCAUGCUCGUCCCCCCUCUUCCCCUUGCCCCCAUUCCUAUACUCCCCAUGCCCACCCCGCUGUUCCCAACCCCACCGUUCCCACCCCCGCCGUCUUCACCCCCGCCGUUCCCACCCCCGCCGUUCCCACCCCCGCCGUUCCCACCCCCGCCGUUCCCACCCCUACCGUUCCCACCCUCGCCGUUCCCACCCCCGCCGUUCCCAACCCCGCCAUUCCCAACCCCGCCGUUCCCACCCCCUCCGUUCCCACACCCCUGCAGUCCGCCCCACCACACCAGCACCCCCAGCCACACCUGGCAGCCCCCCAAGCUACUGGUCUCCUUGGCAUGGGCGCGGCGGGCAAAGAGGGUCUGCAGGGCGGGGCUCAUGGCCUAGAAGGCGUGGGCGUCGAGGGGGCGCUGCAGGAAGGCGUCGAUGGCCGCCACGCGCUGCGCGUCUGUCAGAGAGGGGAGGGCAGCUGA